CACUACUUGAUUUGUCAAUGAGUCAAUCUGUCAGGCUACGACAUGUCACCAAAAAUCUUGUAAACACGGCAGUUUCAAUAAAAAUAUUGGACUUAUACUAAUUAAGUGUGAAUAAAUGCCUACCAUGGAAGCAAAAGACGUUUGCGUUGAAAUUGAAAACGAUGAGUUCUACAGUAAGUUCUUGGACGAGUCCAUAAAACCUAUAAUUAAUGAACAGGUAUCGGUAACAGAUCAAGUGAAUAAACUUACUCAGGGGAUUGAAAAACUGAGCAAAAGCUUAGAAAAACAAGUUCUUGCCAAACAUAAUGAUCUUCUUACGCAGGCCAGUCAUAUAUCCGAUUUGGAAAUGACUUUAGAGUCGGUCCAAACGCAAGUACAGAACUUGUUACGCGGCGCCGAAAAAUUAAAAGAACGAGUGCAUACACCGUAUUACGCAUUAGAGAACCAAACGUUGAUGCUAGAGAGAGUGCAAUCAACUUGCAAUUUACUUCGACAUUCUUCUAAAAUCUUAGUAUUGUGGAAUAAGUUACAAGGUGUCAAAGAUAACCCAUCGAAAGAAGCUAUCAUCCUCUUCGAACUUAACGAGUUGAUCAGUGAUUACGACUUUGAGGGGAUUGAUCUACUUGAUGAAAUCCUGAAGGCUGUGCAGCAAAGAAGAAGUGACUUGUUGAAGAAUUCUACAGACUUAUUGCAGUCUAGUCUAUUGAGUGGAGACAAAGUCAAACUUUUGCAGUGCUUCAAAGUAUUUCACAACCUGCAAUGUACAGAGGAACAGAUAAAAAAUACUGUAAACAGUAUACUGAGUGAUUUGAAGAAGGAAAUCACAGCAGCAUUAAAUGUUCAAAUGGUCACAAUUGAAGUUAAAAAGUCAAGCUCUGGAAGAGUAGCCCCUGGGAAAGCAAAUAUCAUGAAUUCCCAAGACUUUAAAAUAAAACUAUGGGACAAUAUUGAAAAACUUUUUAAAGUUGACAUUUAUAACAGCUGCACCAAAGUUAUCAUGCUACAAAAUGUGAUCAAUGAGUUACAUGCUAUUGGAAACUUCAGGAACAUUGCAAAGAACUUCUGGUCCGAGUUAUGCCAAGUCUUUAGCAAUGAACUUGAAAAAAGUCCUCUAACUGUCAACCAAUCUGUAGAAAUUGACUUCCCUAGACUACUCAAGAGUUUCAAUGAUUUACUUUCUAGGCUAAAAUGCAAGAACCUCGAGAUGAACCGGUCAUGUCUAACUAAAUGGGAGAACUCCUUCCUAUCAAAAUCUUUGGGAAAGCUGUUAGAACCUGUAAGAAGUAUGUGGCAUAUGUCACAAGUACCUAACAUGGAUCAGGUUGAUAAUGCCAUUAGAAUCAUAGCAGAGGCCCUGAGCAUCUCACUUGGGGACAAACAGCUGAGCAUCAGUCUAGCUAACAGUGUUGCAAAAUCAAUAAAGCAAAUGAAUGUUGAAGCUGAGCAGAGGCUGUCAAUGGACAGUGAUGUUGCCCAAAUCAUUGAACCACCAACAAGCACACAACAGAAGAAUGCAGACCUCUGCAAUGCCUUAUACUAUUUCUCAUCACAAAUCAAAAGGGUCCUUGUAAAUAUGAACUCAAUGUUGCCCCAAGAAAGUAUCCAAAUUGUUCAAAAUAGUUUGAAGGAUAUUUCUAGUAUGCCUAUACUACAGCUGUUUGCUGAAUCUAUCAAAAAUUCUUUGUAUAUUAUCCUCAUGACUAUGCAUGAUGAGCCUGACCUGAUCAGGGCUGAUGACCCGGCUGGCAAGACCCUGUCCUGCUCCCCUUACAUGAAGGAGCUCCAGCAGUUUGUAUCAAGAUGCAAAGACAUCUACUUGUCCAUGUUCACUGAAAAGCCCGCUCUCAAUGAGUGUUGCCUAAACAUUGCCAGAGCUUGUGUUGAAAGGUUUAUCCAGCAUAUUUGUAAUGUUAGACCUUUGAGUAAAUUUGGCAGAACUAAGUUACAGAUAGAUUGCAAGCAUUUGGAGAUUGCUUUGUCACCAUUAGUUAAUGAUAUGACUGAGCUUGGAGACCAUUACAGACAACUGAAAGCCUUGCAUCUGUUAUUGGAGAAGACCCCACAAGAAAUAGCUAAGAGCCAAACAGAAGGAGCUUGUUUACCAUAUUCUUUGGUCAUGAUGUUCUUAUUUUCUCAUGGAGGGCAUCACUUAUUGGCGCCCCACACUUGUGCUGGUUGGAAUGUGCAAAAACUGAUGCAGUGGUUGGACUCCCACAAGAACGAAAGAGAGAGACUGGAGUUCAUCGCGGGAGCUUUGCAGAGAUAUCAAAACCAUGUGAGACAGAACCAAAUCGCGACCUAUGAUGAAGUAUACCCAGUAUUGCUACAGUUGUUAGAUGAUGGCAGAAAGUCCAUAAAGAAGUAAUUGACUUAUACAAUUUUAAGUAGCUAUAUUUUAACUGGCUAGCUUUCAAAAAGCCAUACCUAUUGUACCUUAAGUAUACUAUAUUUUAGUUAUAACCUUUUUAACAAGGGGUAUAUUAUUUAUAAAAUGCAAACUAUAAUUUAAAAUAUUAAGUCAUUUAUUGAAAAUAAACUGUUAAAACAAAAACAAUGUCUUCUUAUAUCCCCUUAUAUCUGGAGCGUGCCGCGCUUUGUGUCACCUAUGUUGAGAUGACGCACGAAAUUAAUUCGACGAGUCCAGACCUCGAACCUCUUGCUAAAAUGAGCAAAAUAACAUUUGAGCAUGUCGAACUACAAGCUACCAUUAACAGAAGUCUGGGAGGUGGUUAAAUGGUCUUUCCUGGAAGCAACUUAACCAGACAAGAAACGAAUAAUGAGCGCUCUUAUAGAUUACUUUUUUAAUUAGGUAUUUUGACUAUUAAAUAAAAACAAGGGACUUUACAGGCGCUCGCAGAAGUUGACAUGAUUCUGUUUUGUUACUUAUCAAUGAUUUAUUAUCUUCCUGCACUUAUUUUAAGUAAUGAAAAUCUGUUUCAAGUAACUAUCUCAAGUAUUACUACUAAUAGAAUCAAAAGUAUUAAAAUAAAACUAUUUGAAACGGUCGAUUCAAGUAUUCAAAAGCAUUAUCUGUGUAUAGAAUCAAAAAUAAACUACCAUGGAAUCUUU
Trichoplusia ni (cabbage looper) is the source of this 3069-nucleotide messenger RNA. RefSeq names its product conserved oligomeric Golgi complex subunit 5 (gene fws). NCBI's taxonomy places the organism in Eukaryota, Metazoa, Arthropoda, Insecta, Lepidoptera, Noctuidae. The coding region runs from base 116 to 2365 and encodes 749 amino acids. Gene Ontology annotation, cellular component: COG complex. The transcript has a single exon. The record is from RefSeq and is a predicted model, not a curated record. Gene Ontology annotation, biological process: intra-Golgi vesicle-mediated transport.